CGCUAUCUGCGGCUGCGUGCGCCGCGCCGCCCCGCUCGGCUCCACUCCGCUCCCUCCUCCUUCUCCUCCUCCUCCUCCCCCCUCGGUCCUCCCGUGUGUGUUUACAAGUGUUUGAACGAGUGCCAGAAACGAGGAAAGAAGGAGGAUAAAGCCCAGGAAGGAGGGAUGGUGGAUAAUUCCAGCAGUAGUAAGGCGCAAAUGCCCAGCAUGUCUCAGGAGCCCGGCGUGGCCUUCCCUCAAAGCACCUCCACUGGGGGAAUGAAGCUGGAGGCCGUCAUGGAGCAGCUCCAGCGCCAGCAGCAGGCCCGCCUGGAAAUGGAGCGCAAGGAGAGGAAGCUACGAGAGGCCCACAUCAUGUACGCCCAGCAGGUCGCUGCUCAGCAAGCCAUCCUGGCGGCCGCCCGGGCCUCCGGGGCCGGCUUUAUGGGCAAGGCCCUGGCCGGGGGCAUCCCCAGCGGCGGAGGGCUUCCCCCACGCGUGUCCAAUCAGAGCAGCGUCGACUCGGAAAGGGAGGACGACGAGGACAGAGGGCGAGACUCCGGCGACGAGGACGACGACACCGAGAUGAUGGAGGGAGACGAGGGGAGCGACGAGGACGAGGGGAGCGCCAGCGGCCUGGAGUUCCUCCGCAAGCAGACCCUGGCCCUGCAGCAGAACGCCUCCCGCAUCCCGCCGCGUCCGUUUGGCAGCUACGCCGCGUCGGCCCCACAGAGGGCCGCCUCGCCGCCCAUCAGAGUGAAGCAGGAACCGGACGAGGGCCUGUCUCCUGCGGGGCCGAACUCUGCUACCUCCCCCAACGGACAGGCCGACUGGAGCUUUGACGAUCACUUCAGACAGAAUGGCAGCGCAGGAUGGGCUGAUGAGGCCGACAGUAGCAGAGGAAGAGGAGAGGCCUCCAGAGACUUCGCUAAGCUGUACGAGCUGGACAAUGACCCCAAAAGGAAAGAGUUCCUGGAUGAUCUUUUUACCUUCAUGCAGAAAAGAGGAACCCCAGUCAAUCGUAUUCCUAUCAUGGCCAAGCAGGUGCUGGAUCUCUACAUGCUGUACAAGCUGGUGACAGAGAAGGGAGGCCUCGUGGAGGUUAUCAACAAGAAGAUCUGGAGAGAAAUCACAAAGGGACUCAACCUGCCUACCUCCAUCACCAGUGCAGCUUUCACUCUGCGCACACAGUACAUGAAAUACCUGUACCCGUACGAGUGCGAGAGGAAAGGCCUCAGCUCCCCGGGUGAGCUUCAGGCAGCCAUCGACAGCAACCGGCGCGAGGGCCGUCGCCCGAGCUACAGCAGCAGCCUCUUCCGCUUCUCUCCGUCUCCCAGCACAGCUCCUCACAUCCUCUCCCCUCCCAAGAUGCACCUCUCAGCUCUGGGUGCUGGAACCUCAGUGGCCCUCAAUGGCCUGCAGGCCUCCCCGGGACCUUCUCUGAAGAAAGAUGACCUGACCCCUUCAAUCAUGGCAGCGAGACCCUCCAUGGCCUUGACCCUGGGUCAGCAGCAGGUGGCUGGUUUGGCGAGAGCCGCCACGCUGGAGCAGCUCCGAGAAAAGCUGGAGACCAGCGGCGGAGCAGAGGGACCGGAGAGGAAGAUGGCUCGCCUGGCAGAAGAGCAGCAGCGCCUCAUGCAGCAGGCUUUCCAACACAACCUGCUGGCCAUGGCCUCCCAAAUGCCCAUGAACCUGCGCCUGGGAGCCCCUGCCAUCACCACCAGGGAUGAGAAGCAGCAGGACAUGUCUCUGAGCAUCUCAACCAAUGGAAAUGCCAGCAUCACUGUCUCAGUGGAGGUCAAUGGCACGAUCUACUCAGGAACCCUGUUUGCCCAGAAGUCUGGUGGGGCUGCGGGGCCCGCCGUUUCAGCAGCUGCCGCUGCUUCGGCCUCCCCCGCUGGAACCAGCACCAGCUUUGGCUUCUCGGCGCCCCCAGCUCAGACCCUCAGCCCCGCGUCCUCCUCCUCCUCCUCCAAGGGCCCCGGCUCGGCUGAGCCGGCCCCCAGCGGGUCGCCCUAACUCAGGCCGCCGCGCUCGUACCUGCUCCCUGAGGCCCCUCCCGUUCCUCUGAGAGGCCCGGCAUAAAUAUUCAGUACAAUGAGAAUAAGAAACUGUUGCACAACAAUUACCUCAUCAACCCUGUCAACCUCUUGGCUGUCCAAUCAAGAACACAGAGCCUGAGAAUAUUUUACAACACGCACUGCUAUGCAUUUAACACACAAACACACACACACACACACACACACACACACACACACACACACACACACACACACACAUACACAUACACGAAAACACACUUGUUAAUCUUCAUCCACAUGCUAAACACA
Molecule: messenger RNA, 2309 nt
Organism: Salarias fasciatus (jewelled blenny)
Lineage: Eukaryota; Metazoa; Chordata; Actinopteri; Blenniiformes; Blenniidae
Product: AT-rich interactive domain-containing protein 3B
Exons: 9
Coding region: 166-1998 (610 amino acids)
Biological process (GO): regulation of transcription by RNA polymerase II
Cellular component (GO): nucleus
Molecular function (GO): DNA binding
Source: RefSeq, a predicted model, not a curated record